This is a messenger RNA of Lentinula edodes (shiitake mushroom), 926 nucleotides long. RefSeq lists its product as uncharacterized. The transcript is spliced from 5 exons. Lineage: Eukaryota; Fungi; Basidiomycota; Agaricomycetes; Agaricales; Omphalotaceae. Bases 220 to 780 code for a protein of 186 amino acids. The record is from RefSeq and is a predicted model, not a curated record.
AUGUACAUAUUUCUACAUUGCGAUAUUCUCACGGGCUGAACACAUUCGUCACUUGCUUAUGUCAAUCACGUGCAGUAAUCGGCAAUUUCUGUGUGCCCUAGCGCUUAGCGCCCGCCACUAGUUUAUGGUACUUGUGACAUACCUGACAUACAUACCUGUACACCUUCUACUAUAGCACAACCACGGUCAUAUUUUCGUUCUCUUUCAGCUUCAUAUAUCAUGGAAUUUCCGCAGGCUCACAGCCAAGAGCCUAUGAUGGCCAAAGAUCAGCGAUCGUCUCCAGCUCAUAAUGUUAAUGUUGCGCCGCCUCCCAUUCCAUCCUCUGGAUAUCGAAUCCCACUUGCAGAAAAUUCAGCGUUUCCCACCGAUCUGCGUCCUCUUUUUUUCGAUGCUGACGGUGUUUCCCCUGUUUUCAUGGGCAGUGCGAUCUUCCCUGAUUCUGUACAUCCGUGCAAGAUUGUGCCCGCAUUGGAUCCUAAAUGUAUGGUCCCUUAUGGUGGAAGAGAGCACCACCAUCACGGUCGAUAUGACUUGCUGCCAUUGGACUCAAAUACGAUGGAAUUCGUUCGCACUUCGCACGGACAAAUACCCCACGGACGUAGACCCGUUGAAGGCGGAUAUGAAGAAAACGGUAGCAAGCUAUAUCAUGGAAUUGCCACCGUAAAUGGCGUACAAGUUCCUGGAAAGACUGGGCUUCAUCUCGGUGGUUGUAAUGUUUCCUUUGCUGGAGGGGAACAUGUCAUUCAUGAAAACUACGAUAUCUUAUGUUGGAAAUUCUAGUUCUAUGAGUCUUUGACACCUCACAUCUGACCACGGAAAGCAGUGGCAAGCAUGCCAAAUCCAAAUGUUGUAUUAUACGAGGUAAUAAGAAUAUGCAACAUGAUACAGUGUACAAUAUGUAGAUGUCUGAACAAAAUGGUUUAUUU